Molecule: messenger RNA, 2079 nt
Organism: Actinia tenebrosa (Australian red waratah sea anemone)
Lineage: Eukaryota; Metazoa; Cnidaria; Anthozoa; Actiniaria; Actiniidae
Product: trace amine-associated receptor 7h-like
Biological process (GO): G protein-coupled receptor signaling pathway
Cellular component (GO): plasma membrane
Molecular function (GO): G protein-coupled receptor activity
Source: RefSeq, a predicted model, not a curated record
GACCCUAACGACGAAUUUUCAAACGAUCAGAUCACUCUUUUGUGAUUGGUUAACUAAAAGUGAUAGAUUUGACAGGUGCCAAAUGUAAGUGCUCGCGUGAAAGUGAGACUCUCAACGGUCGUGAACAAGAGGUUUCUCGCUACUCGCUGCUUGGCAGGCGGCGAAUAAGAAAUAAAAACGACUAAAAAAUCAGCGAGGAAACCUAUGGACCUAGGAAAAUGGACCAUAACUCAACCAGUAAUUACGAAAACUACAAAGCACCGACUCGAGAAGUUGUUAUUCUCGUCUUUCUCAACAGCUUGGGUUGUAUUCUUGGAACUCCAGCCAACGCUCUUGUCAUUGUUGUAAUCUUCAGCAUGCGGUGCUUAAGAACAAGUAGAAACUACAUACUUGCUUCUCUGUCUGGUUCAGAUCUCAUAACUUGCGUUGUCUGGCAGCCUCUCUUGAUUGACAGUGUCCUAAAUGGACUCCGAGUUAACUUCUUGGUAUUAUUCUGUACCUUUUUUGCAAGCCUCUCAUCCUUGAAUAACUUGAUUUGUCUUACGAUGGAACGAUUCAUUGCCGUACAUUUUCCAUUUCGUUAUUUGAAUAGCCUAACUCGUCGACUAGUCGUAUUCAUUUGUUUCUUAGCGUACAGCAUUGCCUUCCUGCUUGCAAGCCUCAUUGCCACCAAGCACUUACCAUAUGAAGUCAUUUACGUUUAUAUCCUUAUCCUAACUUUACUCAUGAUGUUGUUCUACGCAAAUAUUUAUUGUACRGCUAUGAAGCAAGUGCGAAAGAUCCAAGCUAUGCAGAAGACACCCACCGAUGUUGAAAACUCCUCCAAGGUCAUCAAGGCAAAAUACACGACUACAUCCGUCGCGAUCGUUGUUGCCUUAUUCGUUCUAAGCUGGCUGCCCUAUCUUCUACUGCCAGCGAUUCCCAAACAGCAUUUUAGUCAAGCCUUUCCAUGGGUUAACACAUGCGCUAUUCUGCAGUCAAACAUCAACCCGUUCCUCUACUUCUGGAAGUUUGCUUCGUUUAGAAGAGAAUCCAGAAGGUGUUUGCAGAAGUUGCAGAACAGUAUGGGAAUACUCUAACAAGAACGUGCAGUCAUAGGUAAAGUGCAUUCCUCCAUCGAGAUGCAAACAAGAACCGUAGCAAAAGUCAACUCGACUAGACAUUUCACAUUAAACACGUACAUAGCUGUAUAAAAUGGGAGACGCCAAAAACUAAAACAAAGUUCAUUAAAUUGAAAAAACGCUAUCAAGGCCCGUAGCAGCCUCCGUUACAGACRUCCUGCGCAAGACGUCCUCCACAAGGGAGGGAUCCGAACCGAACUCCGCAGGACGUCUGCAACGGAGGCKAGGUCCGUAGCAAAAGCGGACAACAUGAGACAUUUCAGAUUAAAUAUGUACAUAGAUGUAUAAAGUGGGAGACGUCCUAAACUAAAACAAAGUUUAUUAAAUUGAAGAAAAAUAACGUGUUCAAGGCCCGUAGCAAAAGUCCUUACGAGACAUUUCACACUAAACACGUACAUAGCUGUAUAUAGACGGCGACGUCCUAAACUAGAAGCAGUUCAUUAACUUGAAAAAAACGUUCUUAAUACAAAAAAAUCAAUAAGUAGUAAUAGACCCCUUGCAGCACUUCGGUCUCCGGAAUUCAAAAUGCAACUCAAUUCUGAGGGCAAAAUAAUAGCUUAUUAUAAAGCAUGGGUGAUUUGCGCUGCRUGCUAAUGCGCCGCCUCGCACCAAUGCAUUGUGACACAAGUCUAGUCCUGUCAGGCUUGGAUGGUGUCGUAUGUGAGUAGAGUUGUUUGUUGGUUCUCUCCUGUGCCUCAAGGGUUUUUUUCUCCGGGUCCUUUGCUUUUCCUCCUUCCGCAACAGAAUCAACUCGUAAAUUCCAAUUCGAUCUGUUAUUGAAAGCUUUUAUGAGCCCCUGGCAAAGGAACUGAGCAUUCACCGCCUUGCAAACGACGUACAAUAAUAACAUUUACAUUUGCAAGWCGAUCGAGAAAAGACGGAAAGAAAACGAAACAAAAAAAUAAUGAUGACAAUCGAUGAGCACUCUUUGAUUCUAUUUUUAGAAUCUUUGAUACUA